AUGUCUUCUCAACACGACAAAAUAAACAGCAUUAAUACACCCGUAGAUACUCCCUCUCCUACCAAUAACAACAACAGCGACAACGACGAAACUCCGUUGUGUAAGUGCAAUAUCGAAGCUGUCGCUCGUCAAGUCGGUAAACGUGGCAAGCCAGAAAACCGAGGUCGAUAUUUUUGGGGAUGUGUAAAGUAUGGGACGGUAGAUGACGACAAUAAAUGCAAUUUUUUUAAAUGGUUUGAUGGCGAUUCCCCAAAUUUUUCUGAUAAUGGCGGAUAUGGGAAAACCAUACCUAGCCAACAUUACAACAAUAAUCGAGGUCUAAAUGGUAAUGGAAAGCGACGUGCUGAAUUUGAAGAAGAUGACGAAAUCCAAGAUCAAUUCUGGAUAAAUAACCGCUAUAAUCUUAUACGUCAAGAACGAGUCGCAAAAGCACAAGAGCUAUCAAAAAUCUAUACACGAAAGGAAUUGCAGCUUGCACAACAAGAGAUGCAGAAAAUGAAGGAAGAGAUGGAAUUAAUGAAGAGGGAAAAUCAAGUCCUCAUAGGCGAAAAGAGGUUGUUGGAAAGGGAGUUAGAAACGGCAAAACAAGAGAUCGAUCAACUGAAAAGGAAUAGCCUUUAA
Messenger RNA from Ambispora gerdemannii, 621 nucleotides. The record is from the annotation of a GenBank genome assembly. NCBI's taxonomy places the organism in Eukaryota, Fungi, Glomeromycota, Glomeromycetes, Archaeosporales, Ambisporaceae.